Effrenium voratum is the source of this 3363-nucleotide messenger RNA. NCBI's taxonomy places the organism in Eukaryota, Dinophyceae, Suessiales, Symbiodiniaceae. The record is from the annotation of a GenBank genome assembly.
AUGGGCGGCAACGGCUCCAAGAGCCAUGUCCAGGCCAUGCCAAGGCCGGAGGAGGACUCCCCACGGAAGUCGAUGUUCGAUGGUUUCGAGGUGUCCAAAGGCCUCACCAGCCGCACCAAGCGGGGCCUGGAGCCCGAGGAGCCCCGGCAGUUGGUGCGGUCCACGGAGACUGGCUAUGACAUCGAGGACGUGCCAGGCAACCGGAAACCUCUUCCGCCAGAGGCGAUGAGGUGGUUUAAGAACCGCAACGGUGAAGCCCUCUCUGGAUCCCUGGCCUUCGUCCCCUGGAUCGUGCAGCAGGCCUACCUCCAGGGCGACGUCUCCGAGGGCAACAUCGUCCUCCACCGUGGCUCUGGUGCGGUAGUCUUCUCUGACGCCAGCGGCUUUACAGCUCUCACGGAGCGACUGGCCAAGAAAACCAACGGAGCUGAGCUGCUGUCGCAGUGUUUGACCUCCUUCUUCACGCCCCUCAUUCAGAUGCUCAUCAACGCCUACCGGGGCGAUGUCAUCAAGUUCAGCGGGGACGCCUUAAUGAUUUAUUUCCCCGCGGUGGACGACACCCUCGUGGGUGAUCAGUCCAAGUUCAAGGUGCCGCCCCAUGGCUCCUACCACCAACCCGACAUCGGCCCUAUGGCCACAGCAGUUCUGCGAGCGUGCGCUUGCUGCAUCGAGAUCCAGAAGCGGCUGCACAUGUUCGACACCGGGGUGGACGGGGUGCGCCUUUGCCUGCACAUCGGCUUGGGAUGCGGCGAGAUUGCGAUCCUCCAAGUCGGCGGCGUGGAGCCGCCGGAGACGCACAUCCCCCGGUCCGAGUAUAUCAUCGCAGGUGCUCCCCUGGAGCAGAUCUCCAUCGCGGAGCCCUUGGCCAAGAACGGGGAGACCUGCCUGAGCCCACAAGCCUGGGAGCACGUUCAGGAGUAUGUUUUGCCGGACAAGAGCAGAGAGCUAGACAACCCUUUGUUCCACCUCCUGCUGAAGCUGGACGAGUCAAAGUUCACCUUCCCUACCGUCAAGGCUUCGGCCCAAGAGAGGGACACACGCAAGGGUCAGCAGUUCACCAUCACAGAGCUGGACAUCAUCCGGAAGUUUGUUCCCUCGGCGGUCUUCAAGCAGAUCGAGGAUGGAACUCUGACCUAUGUCAAUGAGAUGCGCAACAUCUCCACGCUCUUCAUCUCUUGCUCCGGCGUGGACGUCAGCCGGGAUGACGGUGCCAACAUCGCCCAAGAGCUUAUGGCUGCAGUACAGCGAAUUUGCUACGCCAACGAGGGCACCUUGAACAAGUUCCUGAUCGAUGACAAGGGGAUGCUUUUUCUUCUUGCCUACGGUCUGCCGCCAUUGGUGCACACAGAUGAUGCCACCAGGGCGGUGCUAUCUUGCUUCGACAUCGUCCAGGCCUUUGAGAAGCUGGGCCUCAUCGCCCGCUGCGGGGUCUCCACGGGCCGGGCCUACUGCGGGGUGUGCGGCAGCGCGGAGCGCAUGGAAUACACAGUGCUUGGAGAUGCCGUCAACUUGGCCGCGCGGCUGAUGGCAAAUGCGCCAGCAAACGGGAUCCUCAUCGACGAGAGCACCAGGAUGCGGUGCACGGUGGAGCUGGUGUGCCACGACCUGAAGCCCAUCAAGGUCAAGGGCAAGGAGCAGUCAGUGAAGAUAUUCCGUCCUCAGCUGGCCGAGUGCAAUCCCCACGUAGGCGUGGGUCCCGGCGGGCAGAUCCUAUUUCCCUGGUACGACCGCAGCCUGACGGCCGGUGAUCUCGCUGGCGACAAGUCGGCGCUGGCAGAGGUCUUGCAGUCCAACGUGCAGAAGCUUUGCGCCCUGCCCGACUGGCCGGCUGUUUGCAAAGUCCAGAGAUGGCUCGGGGGGCCCUACGAGGACUUGCACGAUGGGCCCCCGGUGGCCACCAAAACCAGCGGCCGGGUGGAUCCGCUCCCCAGCGCGUCGCCCUUCGGCUCUGGGGGCUCCGUGGUGCUGCAGGGCCCAGCAGGCCUGGGGAAGAUUGAGCUGGCCCAGCACAUAGUGGUCUAUGCUGCGCAGAAGAGAGGCACUAUGCCGGUUAUGGGCACCAUGGGACCGCGUACGCAGGACCUGGCGCGGAUGGGGCACGAGUUGGUGCGGAGCUGCCUGGGCGCAUACCGCCACUCCGUGGAGCCUACGCUGCCGGAGGAGGACGCUUUGGCGCUGAGUCAUUUGCUGCCCAACCUGAGCAACUCAGAUGUGAUUGCCAAGCAUCUGCUGGACGUCCAGAAUGGUUCAGUACACGAAGAUGUGCGCAUGACGGUCCUGCAGGAGCUGGUGGAUGUGGCGGUGGGACUCAUCGAGAAGCUCCGGGCCCAUGUGGCCGUCAUCGUGGUUUGCCAGCUCGAGUUUGGCACAACGCUUUUCCCGAAGACGUUGCAGUACUUCAAUUGCUUUUACGAGAUCAUCGGCAAGUUCAUGCGAAUCGCGGAGGACAAGGGCAGCCACCCCGUCACCCUGAUGACCCUUUGCAAAACCCCAGAUCCCAGCCUCGAGUUCGUUAAGGCCUCCGCGUCAAAGGGCUGGCUGUUGGACCUCACUGGGCUCUCCGAGGACAUUUGCCAGGAGUACAUGGCCUCACAUCUUGAGGUGCCUCUGGGCGCUGUACCGGAGACCGUGGUGAGCUUUGUGUCCAAGAUUUCCUUGGGCAACCCGCUCUACAUCAGAGAAGCGCUGGGCCAGCUGCUGGCAGAUGGGCACAUCAACGUGGCGCGGCCGCCGGGCGCCGAGGCAGUGGUGGAGCAGAGUACGGAGGACUUGGACACGGUGGAGAUCUCCGAUUGGUCCCACACGGCCAUGGUGGGUGAGACCAUGUGCCUCUUGGAGUCUUUGGACCCCCUGCAGGCCGCAGUGCUGAAGAUGAGCACGGUCUUCACAAGCAACUUCUCGCUCCAGGACCUGGCUUCCAGCUCCUGCUCGAGGUGGUCGGGUUCGAACUACUUCGACUACAUGCGGCUACUCCAUGCCGUCUCGGAGUUGGAGAAGCGAGGCAUCCUGGAGAAGCAGGCUUUGAAAAGAAAGCUCGACGCAGGGCCAUUGUUGGUCAGGAGCCACUCCAUGCUCACAGGCCGCCGAGGGAGCCGCACUGGAGGGAAGAAGGGGGACUUCAGUCGGUCCAAGGACAAAGAUAGCGCCGCUCGCGAGCUUCAGAUGUUCGAGAUGAAGAACCUGCUGAUCCGCAAAGUCGGCGGCUCCAUGCUUUUGGAGGCCCAGAAGAAGAAGGUGAAGCGGCAGGCGCUCAUCGAACGCGCAUUGAACCGUGAUCUACCUUCCAGACUGGAAGAGCUUGAGAAAAAGAAGAAGGAGCCGCACAUACCCUGGUAUUACGAGAACAUCUUGACCAGAACCUGA